Tetranychus urticae (two-spotted spider mite) is the source of this 3024-nucleotide messenger RNA. RefSeq names its product scavenger receptor class B member 1. Gene Ontology annotation, cellular component: cytoplasm; membrane. Gene Ontology annotation, molecular function: scavenger receptor activity. Lineage: Eukaryota; Metazoa; Arthropoda; Arachnida; Trombidiformes; Tetranychidae. The record is from RefSeq and is a predicted model, not a curated record.
UUAUCCAAAUACAAUCAAAAUCUUUAUACAAGUUGAAUGAAAAUGAGAGAAACUGAUUACAUGGUUCGUUGAUCUAAUCCUUUCUCCAAUGAAAAAUUCAUUUCCAGCCUUUGUCAUCUUCUUCCUUCCUUUCAUUUUUCUUUAAAACAUUGUGAAACCAAGAAAACAAGGGAACCAACAAGCAACCUUAUCCUGCUAUUCAUAACUUGUUAAGCUUUCUGUUUUUAAACAAUUAUUUUUUGAUCAUAAGUAAUCAUCAUAAUAAACAUCUAAAAAACAACAUUAUUAUUACCACCAUCGCCAUCAUCAUCAACAUAUUAAUUAUUUAUUCUCAAUCAUGGUAACAACGUUUUCCUCGUUUCCUGAAUAUCCACCGAUUACUCUGAGAGGCAGUGAAACCCAAAUGGUUAGGUUUAUGAUAACACCUCAUUUCUCCGUCAACCUUACUUCCACUGUUUCAUAUCAAUCCGGGCGCAAUCGACUCGACAUCAGUGAUUACUCCACCUUACGCCAUUGACUACUAUCGCCUUACAACAGUUGGGUCCUUAUUCCUGUAUCUUAUUAUUUUUGGUUAAUUCUUAAUUCUUUAUUCCAUUCUCUUAACCAGAGUCUUCACCUUCAUCCUUGGUGUUACCGUGUUUCUCCAUCUCUCUCUGGCUAUUGUUUUAUUAUAUCACAGUUUAUUUUCAUGUUAACAUAUCUUUAAAUAAUCAACAAUUAUUGAGUCUUCUAUUCCUUUACAUUUACUUACCUUGUGAUCGUCUGACAUCAAAGUAAACAGCUUAUAUUUUUCGUGUUGUAUGGUUAAUGCCUGAUCCAACUGACAUCAUGGAACAGUUGGAUUUAUUUUCAAUCUAAUUGCCAUUGGAAUUGCUUUAUUACUGUUCUGCCAGAUUCGAUCAACAAUUUUUACCCAUUUCUUGCCAACCAAUUUGGUUGCCUUGUUUUACUUGCCUGGACAAUGUUUAAACCAGCCAUCAUCGGACUGGUCGGAUUUAUUUUAAUUGGACUUGGAAUAGCUGCACUGCUUUUUGUUCCCGAAUUUCUGCAGAAAAGUAUCCAAAAAAAAUUGGUUUUGAUUGAAGGAUCCAAAGCUUUCAAAUUAUGGGAAAAGGUGCCUUUGCCUAUUUACAACAGGUUUUACUUUUUCAAUGUAACCAACGCUCAAGCCAUUGAAAGGGAAGGAGCUAAACCCAUUCUUAAACAAAUUGGACCCUUUACCUAUCGAGUAUCAGUUGCCAAAUUUGCUGUACGCAAUAAUGAUAAUGGAACUCUUAGCUAUCGAGAAAGAAAAUCUUGGCAUUUCGAACGAUCUCUAUCAAUUACUGAUGAAAAUCAGCUGAUUACAACUUUAAAUACGCCACUGGCGUUAACAUUAACCCUUAUCCAAGGGGCAAGUCCAACUGUCAGGGUUUUGGUUACAUUGGCUUUAGAUGCGGUAACUGAAGGUUUCUUUAUCAAGAGAACAGUCCGACAAUUGCUUUUCGAAGGUUAUCCUGAUUUGUUAACCACCUUUGGUCCUCUUCUCAAUCCUGGUAUACCUUCAAAUAAUGGACGUUUUGGUUACAUGUUUCCCAAAAACAAUACAGACGAUGGACUGUAUACCAUUUUUUCAGGCUCUAGCAACAUAAACCUUCUCAAUAUGAUUGAAAGAUACAAUGGAAGAGAUCACUUGAAUUUCUGGUCUACCGAAGAAUGUAACUCACUAAAUGGAUCAACUAAUGGCCAAUUAGGACCUCCAUUGGUUCAUAAUGAUGGAUUGGGACAUGGUCAUCAUAUCAAACAACUAUUGCAACAACAGCAACAGUAUAACGCUUACCAAACAAAUGAGAAUGCAGAGGUGAACCAGGACUAUAAUCCUAAUGAACAAUUUUACGAACAGCCACCAUAUAUUAAACUGUUUGCCUCUGAAAUAUGCCGGGUUCUUCAUCUUCGUUAUAAUACAACUCAUGAACCUUAUCCUGAUCUUCCAGUUCAUCGUUAUACCUUUGAUGAGACCAAUUUUGCUUCAGCAGCCGACUAUCCUCCAAAUGAGUGUUACAUCAGUAAACUUCCUGAUCCAGCCCCAUCUUUAUUGUAUUCACUGGCUCGUAAUCCACCUUCAUCAUCACUCUCAUCAACUUUGUCAUCUUUAACCUCACCAUCAUCUGGUGGUCUUUCAUCUCCAUCCACUUCUUCCGCGCCUUCAUCACCAUUAUCACCACCCGGUGGUUCCACUUUAAUUCUUCGACCACGACGCGAACCUUUUGCCUCAGGAGUUUUCGACCUGUCUGCCUGUCGAUUCGGUGCUCCUCUCCUUUUAUCACAACCUCAUUUUCUCAACAGUCAUCCAAUUUAUCGUAACUCAGUCGAGGGUUUAGCACCCAAUGAUAGUAAACACUCUUUCUGGAUGGAUAUUGAACCUUUAACUGGAAGUACAGUUAACAUGGCUGCUCGAUUUCAGCUCAAUGUUGCCAUCAGUAAAGCUCCCGGUCUAUUUCGAUAUCGAAAUAUUCCCGACAUUGUAUUUCCCGUUUUCUGGCAAGAAUAUCAUUUUGAAUUUACCAAAGAUUUGGCUCAACAAUUGAUUGAUUUACGUUCAAUGCCUUACCUGGUUUCUUCCAUAUCAUUCUAUUCUUUCCUUUCUAUUGGCAUUAUUCUUUUAAUAAUAUCUGUUCUGGUUUAUGCACUUCCAUUCUUGAAGAUUCAUAAUCUUGAAAUAAAUGGUAAACCCAUCCAAGCAAAUUUAAAUACAUUAACUAAAGCUCCAAUAGAGGAUGAUAGAGAAGUUUUGAGCCGAAAAGCAUCUUCAAAUUGUUCAGGAGAUGGAAUUGACAAUCAAGGAAACCAUUCAACAUGUUGAUGAACAACAAGACGAUAUAAAGAGAAAAGCAAAAUUAAGCAAAAAAAUAGAUUGAGUCUAACUAUCUGUGAUAUUUAUACAAAAGCGAAAAAACUUGUUUAAAGCAUGAUUUUUGAUUUGACUUUAUUACAAUAAUUUAUGAUUGCUCAAAUAAUGAGAUUAAUGAACAUUUUUCUACCUUU